Saccostrea echinata is the source of this 624-nucleotide messenger RNA. Its product is annotated as collectin-12-like. NCBI's taxonomy places the organism in Eukaryota, Metazoa, Mollusca, Bivalvia, Ostreida, Ostreidae. Bases 1 to 624 code for a protein of 207 amino acids. Gene Ontology annotation, molecular function: carbohydrate binding. Gene Ontology annotation, cellular component: external side of plasma membrane. Gene Ontology annotation, biological process: biological process involved in interspecies interaction between organisms. The record is from RefSeq and is a predicted model, not a curated record. The transcript is spliced from 3 exons.
AUGAAUAUCUGGUCCAUUAUCCCUCGUUUGACAGACCAAGAUGUUGUUGAAUUUGCCAUGGAUACAAUACAUGUUUCUAGUCUCAUAAACUGUGCCGUCAAAUGUCAACAGAAAUCAAGUUGUAGAACAUUCCAGUAUAAUGGACUUACUGAAAUGUGUAACUUCUACCAGCAAGAGAAUUGCAGGGCCACUGGAUCCGGUAUAGGGAACAAAUUCUUUCAAUUAAUGCCACAGCAUUGUGUUUCUGGACUGGAUGAAUGGUUCCCAGAAAUUCAGAAGUGCAUCUGGCUUCCCCCGACAACUCUGAACUAUUACGACGCUAAUACUACUUGUCAAUCAGUGUCUAAAACUCUUAUCAGCAUGGAGACUCCAGCAAAAUUCCAGUUUGUGAAAGAUUUGAUGAAUAUGAUGGGAUAUUUCUGGAUUCACUUAUAUGCACGAAGAGAAAGAGAGAACUCAUACAGCUGGAAAUCAGGUUCUCCUAUUACACAAAACUGGUGCCCCGGCCAACCGGAUGGCGAUUCUCCUUGUGUAGGACUUGACAUGAAGCUAGACGCCUGGUGUCCUGUUGGAGGAUUGGACGAUAUAAUUUGUUCAGAUACAAGACAUUUCUUCUGUGAAUAG